Alnus glutinosa is the source of this 1259-nucleotide messenger RNA. Its product is annotated as AT-hook motif nuclear-localized protein 14. The coding region runs from base 66 to 1106 and encodes 346 amino acids. The record is from RefSeq and is a predicted model, not a curated record. NCBI's taxonomy places the organism in Eukaryota, Viridiplantae, Streptophyta, Magnoliopsida, Fagales, Betulaceae. Gene Ontology annotation, molecular function: minor groove of adenine-thymine-rich DNA binding. The transcript has 6 exons.
CAUCCCACACACACACACACUCACGCUUUCUCUCUCUCUUUCUCUCUCUCCUCUCACUCCCUCAAAUGGAACCCAAUGAGAACCAACUGAGCUCCUACUUCCACCAGAACCCCACCAGCACUGCCACCAGCGGGGCCUCACCGACCAAUGGCCUCCUGCCACCUGCUGAGGGCGGCGGGCCCCACGCGGUGUACCCUCACCCGCCCUUCUCUUCCGCGACCACGACGUCGUCUUCGGCGCUGGAAGGGACGGCCAGCGCGAAGCGCAAGCGAGGGAGGCCCAGGAAGUACGGCACGCCCGAGCAGGCCCUGGCCGCUAGGAAGGCCCAGCAAACGACGUCGUCCCACUCCUCCUCUUCCAAGGACAAGAAGGAGCCCACCGCCUCCAAGAAGUCCCUCCUCGCUCCCGGCAAUGCUGGGCAAGGUUUUACGCCACAUGUUAUAAACGUAGCUGCUGGCGAGGAUGUGGGCCAGAAAAUUAUGUUAUUCAUGCAACAAAGUAAGCGUGAAAUAUGCAUUUUGUCUGCAUCUGGUUCAAUCUCUAAUGCUUCUCUCCGACAGCCAGCAACUUCUGGAGGCAACAUUACAUAUGAGGGUCGGUUUGAGAUUAUUUCACUCUCCGGAUCUUAUGUACGUACUGAGCUUGGAGGGAGGACUGGCGGGCUCAGUGUUUGUCUGUCCAGUACAGAUGGCCAAAUUAUUGGCGGAGGUGUUGGUGGACCACUAAAGGCUGCAGGCCCGGUACAGGUUAUUGUUGGUACAUUUCUGUUUGACACCAAGGAGGAUGUCAAUGCGGGUGUAAAAGGUGAUGCUUCUGCCAGCAAAAUGGCAUCACCAGUUGGUGGUGGGGCAUCACUAUCGAACAUAGGCUUCCACUCAGCUGUUGACGCUUCUGGAAGAAAUUCAGUCAGGCUAAAUGAUGAUCAUCAAGCUAUUGGAGGAAGUCAUUUCAUGAUUCAGGGCAUGCAUGUGACAACUUCACGGCCCACUGAUUGGAGGGUUGGUCCUGAUGCUAGAAGUGCUGCUGGUUAUGAAUUGACAGGAAGAACAGGUCGUGGAGCGCAUCAAUCUCCGGAAAAUGGGGACUAUGAUCAACUUCCAGAAUAGGGGGAAUUGCUUUUGGGGUUGGAAGGCACUGUUUUGUGGUAGAUGAUAGAUGUAUGAUAUUUAUGCAUACAGGCACUCUUUUGCUCUGUCAGCUAAUGCUGUUUAUAAUAUGCACACCAUGAAAAUCACAUGCUUGUGCAUUUUGUUUAAAUA